Molecule: messenger RNA, 2055 nt
Organism: Trematosphaeria pertusa
Lineage: Eukaryota; Fungi; Ascomycota; Dothideomycetes; Pleosporales; Trematosphaeriaceae
Exons: 1
Coding region: 1-2055 (684 amino acids)
Source: RefSeq, a predicted model, not a curated record
AUGCCCACUGACCGCACCAACACGAACUCCUCGCGGCCGCUGAAGCCCACCCUCGCAACCACCCGCACCGCGAAGACGCCCGUCGCCCCACGCCUGGCCCCCUCGGUAGCCUCUGGCAGCAGCGUUCAGUCCGGCCGCACGCCUCGGAGCAAUGCCGGGGCCACUCCGCGAUUCGGCAAUGCUUCGCAUGAGGACCUCACGCCCGUCAAGUCCUUCAUCAACAGCAACGUCACCCCUCGGUCGUCGUCGAGGAAGUCCCGCGUGGGCGUAGGCAGCGCACAGUCUACGCCGAAUGGCACUCCCUCCGGUACCCCGAUCAGCACACGGCCGGCUUCUACUGUCGACUUUCCUCAGCAAGAGCAGGGCCAUGGCUAUAGCGGGCUUGGGAUUAACGGCCUCAAUAGUGCCCAGAACAACCGGCCAAGGAGCGUAGUAGGAGGAAAUAAUUACAAUACAACGCCAACACCAAGGCCACCACUAUCGAAUAUCUAUAAUCACGCACCGGACGCCGGGGGGGCGCGGGCUGCCUCUCCCAUGUUCUUCCAUGCCAGCGAUGCCCGGCCCCAGGAGCAAGCACCGCCGCAGAAAAAGGCGCCUGUCUUUUUCUACGCGAACGGGCAGCAAGAUGAAAGAUCUCGCGCACACCAUGUCCCAUCUCCGCCCUUAUCGUCUGUUGGCAGGUUUCAACCGGAGAGCAAAUUCUUCCACGCAGAUUCGCUAUCAGAAGCGAGAAGCAACCCGCCGAUCCUUACGCCACCACCCAAUUCCGCAUCACCGGAGCCUUGGGCAAGCCUCAAUGCUCCGCAAGGGCAGCACUCGCUCCGCCCGCCAUCUCCGUCAAAGGAGAACAUGCAUCUUUCGUACAGAAAGGGAGCAUCUCAAGUGCUUCGACCAAAUCUCCGCAGUCGGCCUUCCGCGUUAUCGAUCCUCUCUGGGCCACAUACACCCGAUCUUGGUGUUGAGCGGUCUAGGAGAAGAUCUAGCGCCGCAUCCUCCGCAGUCCGUCUUGGCCAUAGCAAAAGCGCGAGUUUGUCUUCAAUCGACUCUACCCAUUCGCUGAAAAAGGUUCCGACUCGCGACCUACCGGCUAUUACUGCCAGCCCUUUGCAUAAUGAGAAGAGAGUUAUCAGUAAUGGCUCCCUGCCUGAAAGUGUGGCCUCUGCCCCCCUUGAGCAGACGGAAGCUCUAUCUGGCUUGCCCUCUCCACAUCCUAUGAGUCCCACAAAGCCUCAAAGCGCCCUCGAACACAUGAACGAGCUUGCAGCAAAUGCGCGGAGAGAACGGAAAGUGCUAGAUCUUGAAAUCAGCAACAACUCCCUGCUUGCCAUCAAUCGAUCGCUCGAACGGGAGGUGCGGAAACAGAAGGCCGAGCUACGGAGAUUCCGCCGCAUGAGCCGGGCAGGGCGUUUUUCGACAGACACGAUCUCAAAUCUUGAAGAAUUCUCGGCUAUAGGACUUAGCGAGCUCGGCAGUCUCUCUGACAUGUCGGAAGAGGAGGACGAAGCGGAAGAAGAUGAACCUGAAGACAGUAGCGAAUCUUCCUUCGACGAAAGUGCAAUGAGUCCCAGCGCCCUAGCAGACCGAGACAACGCACAUCGUUUGCGAGAUGAGAAACGCCUGCAGCUCGAUCUAUCGAAGCACCGGGAGCUGCUGGUCGAUAGCCAGAAGAUGAACCAGAGCCUGAAACGGUGCCUGAACUGGACCGAAGAGCUCAUCAAGGACGCGCAGAAGGCCCUCUCUUACCAGGUCCGGGUCAGCGACGUCCAGCUCGGUGGACGCGUCCUGAGCUCAGAGGAGCAAGCUGGAGGGGAGCAGAGCGAGGAGUCAAAGACGCUCCUUAGCCCCUGGACUCCUCCACAUCAAGCUGUGGAUCUGCUAGAUCAAGCUUCAGUAUCCGAUUCGGAGCGCACAGACCGAGAUAGCGGCAUCGAUGUCGACGGGAUGAAGGCCAUCUUUCCCGGACUACAAGGCUUCAUAUCACCACUAGCAUCGCCCCUAGGAGAGACCCCCACACGGCUGCCUUACUCGGGAGAAUCCAUGCAAGAACUGUACUAG